Molecule: messenger RNA, 675 nt
Organism: Alternaria novae-zelandiae
Lineage: Eukaryota; Fungi; Ascomycota; Dothideomycetes; Pleosporales; Pleosporaceae
Exons: 2
Coding region: 1-675 (224 amino acids)
Source: RefSeq, a predicted model, not a curated record
AUGAGGUACGCCCUCACGGAAGAUAGAGGCCUUCUUCUCAUCGAGACUCACCCGAAGAGCUUCAGAGGCCAUCGACUCUACGAACACUGGGUCGAAUCCAACCGCCUCAAAUACGUCUGUCUCCAGCUAUACGACGAAACCAAGGGCCUGGGUCUGAGACUGAACGACCUGGCUUUUCAGUCUGACCGGCAGAUCGCAGACUUCUAUACAUUCGUUACUACGUGCUCGGCGAGUCAGCAGCAAUGCAUUUGUCAAGUCACACUAUGCGACGAAUAUUCGAGUUCCUCGGGAUGGGUGAGCUCAUGGGUCAAGGGAGUCGAGAUAUUGGCGCCAUAUGUCGCCUGGUAUCCCGGCAUCAAUUUUCACUUAUACGUCGGCUCUCUCGGCGAAAUCGAAUCCGCCGAUAUGUGGCUUAUGAAGGCUGCCGGCCUCCUGUACGCCAGACACAUGCACGAGAACCAUGCUGUUCUCUCUCCGUUCAUGCGCCGGAUGGCCGUUCGUCUUGGCUCUGAUCGAGAGGAGCCAAUCCCGAGUCAUAUCCGCAUAUUUCCUGGUACAGGGCCUGGUGACCUUGCGCCACCUAUCUUCAGUGAGGAAGACAUACAGAGACAUGGCGUGGCGCAGAUCGAGCUCUGCAUCAAAGAGAUCGAAAAGUGGCAGCGCGAGGGUGUCUAG